Ostrea edulis (European flat oyster) is the source of this 2503-nucleotide messenger RNA. RefSeq names its product cytochrome P450 26B1-like. NCBI's taxonomy places the organism in Eukaryota, Metazoa, Mollusca, Bivalvia, Ostreida, Ostreidae. The record is from RefSeq and is a predicted model, not a curated record. The transcript has 4 exons. The coding region runs from base 62 to 1471 and encodes 469 amino acids. Gene Ontology annotation, molecular function: monooxygenase activity; heme binding; oxidoreductase activity, acting on paired donors, with incorporation or reduction of molecular oxygen. Gene Ontology annotation, biological process: sterol metabolic process.
UUCAAACUGCAUUUUUAUUAUUUACAGAACUCUUGUUGUAAACGGUAUUAAUAUUAAGAAAAUGCUAGAGUUUUUGCUGAUCGUGUUUAUUUGCUUGCUAUUUCUUAAGUAUUUACAAACACGUAAUGCAAGGGGUAGGUUGAAUUUACCUCCUGGCCGUAUGGGUAUCCCCAUGUUAGGGGAAUCGCUGCAAUUUCUACGCAAAAAGGCAGAGUUUUUCGAUGAAAAACGCAAAGAACAUGGAAAUAUAUACAAGACGCAUUUGUUUGGUAAACCCACAAUACGGAUAUCGGGAAAGAAAAAUCUUGAAAAACUGUUCGCUGCAGAGAACAAACUUCUUCAAUGCUCCUAUCCAUCUUCAGUUCUGAACAUCCUUGGAAAGAAUACAUUGGUCGCCACAACGGGCCAGUUACAUCACCAAAGAAAAAUGCAAAUAAUGAAAUGUUUUUCUCCGAAACUCCUAGACCAAAACUUGCCAGUGAUUUCUGAAAUUUUGACAGGACGCAUUUACGAGUGGUGUCGCCGUCCAUCAAUCGAGGUCUUCUCCGACUGUCAUUCCAUGUUCUUAGAGCUGGCGUCCAAUUUCUUAGUCAGUAUGAAUAUGCCCAAAAAUGAAAGAGCGAAGAUACAGACCCUUUAUAAUGACAUCACAAACAAUAUCUUCACACUUCCGCUGAAUAUACCCGGAUUUGGUUUCCAUAAAGCACUUAAAGCUAAAGAACAAUUGAAGAAACUAUUCCUGAAGAGAAUAAAAGAAGACGGAAAGAUCUCCUCUGAUCAGUUCCCAUCAGUGUUGAAAUAUUUCUGCCAAAUUCAGGAUUCUGAAUUGAGCGAAGAUGACCUUCUAAAUGGAAUUUUUGAACUUAUAUUUAAUUCUGGUGAGACAAUCAGCGCUGCAGCUAUUUGUGUACUUUGUCAUCUUCAUACGCAUCCACGGGUUCUUGAAAAGCUGCGGGAAGAACUAGCGGACGUUGACCUUUUAGCUUCGCCUGAAGAAAAUAACAACGACGCUGUUAACGUUACGUCAGACAUUAUUAACAAACUGCCUUAUCUAGACUGUUGUUACAAGGAGGUAUUAAGGGUAACACCCCCAGUGGGCGGGGCUUAUAGAAAGGUUCUCCAGACGUUUGAACUCGAGGGCUAUACAAUUCCAGAGGGCUGGACCGUGGUUCUAGGAAUCCGUGACACACACCAAACAGAUAGCACCUUAGAAGAUCCUCUAACGUUCAAGCCUGAGCGAUGGCUUGAUGACGAUGUGUCCGACUUAGCCUUCUUGCCGUACGCCAGCGGAGUCCGGAGAUGCCCCGGAAAAGGAUACGCCCAUUUGGUCUUGAAACUCUUCAUCAUCAAACUAUGCCAGCAGUGCAACUGGACUUUGUCGGAAACUAAUCCAGAAUUAGUAGCGAUGCCAACUCCGAGACCCAAAAACAAACUGAUGGCGACUUUUUCCCCACGGGAAUCAAAGAACUGAUCAUCAUAUCCCGGCCCUCACCACCCCUCCAAAUGCACGCUCCAAAUACUCAGAACCGAUCAUCAUAUCCCAGCCCUCACCACCCCUCCAAAUGCACGCUCCAAAUACUCAGAUGUUAGGUGGUUUUAUUUUAUACGGAAGGGACAAAGUGACAUUUGACCUGAAAUGCCACAAAGGGGUGAAAAUCCGUAAGCAGAAUAAAAUCUCCCUGUUAGGGUGGUGUGUUUAUUGAAAUAUAUCGUCUAUAUACCGUUGUUUGGAGCUGUUGUGCUUCUUAGAAUUUGUAAUGUUUGUAUGUUAUACUCUUUAGAAUUUUUUUUUUUUUUUUUUUUUUUUACUUUUGUGCGUUAUAUUCAUAAUCCCGGUGCCGAUUCAUUUUAAUCCGCUUUUGGAUAUCUUUCUUUUGAAUGAUUCUUUAUACAUGUACUAGUAUAUUAUUCAUUUAUUAUUAAAAUAUAGAAAAAAGAAAUAGUUUUUGUUUUAAUUAGUGAUUUCAUGCAUAGAUUGUAUAAUAUUUCCUCAACAGUCAAUAACAUUUUGAUUAGAUUGCAAUUGUCCUACGAGAGAUAUAUAAUUCUGCUGAUUUUGGUAUAAUGAUUAUGCAACAUGCGUAGCAGGUACGUAGAACCGGGUGGGGGUGGGAACCUGCCCCUGUUUUUGAUAACGUACAUUUUCCCGUUAUUAUAACCCCCGCAACAAAGUUGUGGGGGAGGGGGUAUACUGGAAUCAGGUCCAUCCGUCCGUCUGUAGACGCAAUGGUUUCCGGGCUCUAUUAUCCUUUCCACCUACAGUCACCAUAUCAUACAUGUAGACUAUCCAUGGGACGAAGAUGUUCCCUAUCGAAUUUGGGGUCAAAAGGUCAAACACACUCCUAGAGAAGAGACUACCCAAGGUUUUGUCAUGCCCUUUCUUUUCUACACUCAGGAAAGAGGUAAUUUAUACCUAUCAACACCCUUUUGGGGAUUGGGGGUAAGCGAGGGUAUUCUUAGUGAGCACCUUUUGUUAUAACAUGGAAAGUAAGAUACGAUGCAU